UUUUCGUUAAGUUAUAAAUCCGUAUCAUUUGAUUUUGAUCCUCAAUUUUUCCGACGCUAUCUCCAAUAACAUGAAGGAUUUGUCAUAUCUUCCAGACGGGUUUAGUUUAGUCUUACAACACCAUAUCAGUUCAAUGGAAUAAUUUAUCAGCCAAAUAUCCAACGAAAUUUAUUAUGACUAUUUUUGAACCCAAAAAUAUAAUAUCCAAACUCUUUUAUAACAACCAAACAAGUUAUAUCAUAACCUCACUGAAUAAACUUUUGAUUUACAUUCUCUUUGACAACAACAUCCAGUAUUGUCUUGACAACUGUCAACCCAUUAGUGAAGUCAAGUAAUGCUCUAUGUUAACUGCUAGUGAUAAUGUCGAAAAAAGAAAAUGAACCGAAGUCAUUUGCUUUGUCUCAAAAAGCAGCAAAUGCACAACCUAAACCGGCGACCAAAAUACCGCCGCUACCACCUUCUAUACCGACCACAUCAAGAGGAGCGGGAAGUGUCGAUGGCAUUACAGUAAAAAAGAAGUUUAAAGAUCACUUCUACGACGAGGAAACGAAACAGUGCUGUGGAAGAACCGGCGGAGGUUGGAUGAGCCUUUUUGCCUACGUAAUCAUGUAUCUGUUGUUCCUCAGCACCUACACAAUGAUAUUUCUCUACGGAUCAUUGUACUCCCUCAGAUUUUUAGUUGACUACAAGGUCGACAAAGUUGAAUUGCUGACUUACCCGAAACACGGAAUAGGACUUACAGCAGCGCCGACUUCAGAGUCCAAUUACCCGCUAAUCUGGUAUAAGAAUGGAGAGAAAGAGGAUUAUGGGAAGUACGUGCAAGCACUCGACAAACUGCUCUCUAGCAAUAGAAGAAAACGAGAAGUAGGUAAAUUAGGGCCUUGUGGCCAAUCUCCUUACGGUUAUGGGGAAAAACCGUGUGUUAUUGUAAGAAUUAAUAGACAAUUAAAAUGGUCCGGGCAGCCUUUGCUUCCCAAUUCAACGGUUGCCAAAUCUGCGCCGGCUGAAGUGAUACAAUGGAUGAAAACUGAUAAAAGAAAACUUUGGUUGGAGUGCAGGGGGUACCAUGCUUACGAUAAAGAGCAUAUUGGUAAGAUACGGUACUUCCCGGAUCCGCCUGGCUUUGAUCCGGAUGUUUUCCCCCUCGAUCGCACGAAGAAGUCUCCUCUAGUAGCGAUACAAAUAUCUGAUUUCUCCAUGGGCAUCUCGUUGGCUGUAAAAUGUAACUUGUGGUAUGAAGCUGGUCCAUCGACCGUUGAAUUCGUACUUUACGUUGCGCCCCAAGAAAAGUUAGGAAACAAUACACAAGUUAAUGUUAAUGUAUAAAUACUAUU
Messenger RNA from Trichoplusia ni (cabbage looper), 1334 nucleotides. Its product is annotated as sodium/potassium-transporting ATPase subunit beta-like. Gene Ontology annotation, biological process: sodium ion export across plasma membrane; intracellular potassium ion homeostasis; potassium ion import across plasma membrane. The record is from RefSeq and is a predicted model, not a curated record. Lineage: Eukaryota; Metazoa; Arthropoda; Insecta; Lepidoptera; Noctuidae. Bases 361 to 1326 code for a protein of 321 amino acids. The transcript has a single exon. Gene Ontology annotation, cellular component: sodium:potassium-exchanging ATPase complex. Gene Ontology annotation, molecular function: ATPase activator activity.